AUGCAUAGCCGUCGUCCGACACGUCACCGGGACGAUGCAAGGCUACGGCUUGUCACUGCUUCAAGAAAGGUUUUUGUGGGGAAUGUCGGGCCUGAUGUGAACCCGGAGAGGUUGAAGGGGUUUUUCGCCAAGUUUGGGGAGAUUGAAGAGGGGCCUUUCGGGCUUCUGGCUAACGGAAAGUUUAAUGGGUAUGCUAUUUUUGUGUAUAAGACGGCAGAGGGAUGCAAGAAGGCCUUGGAGGAGCCGAUGAAGGCUUUCGAAGGGAUUGUUUUGAAGUGCAAGCCGGCGGCGAAUGAAGGGGUGAAGCUGAAGGUGCAGGGCCUGACACCUUCAAUACCAGCAGCGAGCCCAUUGGCAGCAGCGAGUCCAUUGCCAGCAGUGAGCCCAUUGCCACCAACUGAUCUUGCAUUGAACUAUGCAUCGGGUCUGGUUUGA
This is a messenger RNA of Asparagus officinalis (garden asparagus), 435 nucleotides long. RefSeq names its product UBP1-associated protein 2A-like. The transcript is spliced from 2 exons. The record is from RefSeq and is a predicted model, not a curated record. Gene Ontology annotation, molecular function: RNA binding. Bases 1 to 435 code for a protein of 144 amino acids. NCBI's taxonomy places the organism in Eukaryota, Viridiplantae, Streptophyta, Magnoliopsida, Asparagales, Asparagaceae.